Capsella rubella is the source of this 1251-nucleotide messenger RNA. Its product is annotated as fasciclin-like arabinogalactan protein 5. Bases 198 to 1058 code for a protein of 286 amino acids. The transcript has a single exon. Lineage: Eukaryota; Viridiplantae; Streptophyta; Magnoliopsida; Brassicales; Brassicaceae. Gene Ontology annotation, cellular component: plasma membrane. The record is from RefSeq and is a predicted model, not a curated record.
AUAAUUAAAUUCUCAAUGGCCAAGUCUUAGUUAUUAUUACACUCUAAAAAUAGAAGAGUAGACGUAGCUAACCAAAAAGACUAGUUCAGUUUAGUACCAAUAACAGAGAAAAUCUCUCCUUUUAUAAACCACCACUUGUCCUGCAUAAAUACCAAACGAGUGAAGCCAUUGAGGUUUAGCAAAGGAGAACACACAAGAUGGGUCUCAAUGCCUCCCUUUCUCUCUUCUCCCUCACCAUCUUACUCGUCUUCUCUAAGGUCGUCACAGCGGAUAACAUCACCCUGGCCUUUCAGAAAUACUCCAAUUUCAGCACCAUGAGCAGCCUCUUCACCCAGACCAAGCUCACUGUACCCAUCAGCAAAUACCAAACCAUAACCGUGCUCGCUGUUAGCAACGACGCUAUCAGCUCCAUCACUAACAGAUCCGACGUCGAGCUCAAGAACAUCCUCAUGACUCAUGUUAUUCUUGACUACUACGAUGAGCUCAAGCUUCAGGGGAUGAGGGAGAAGAGCAUAAUGCUUACUACCUUAUACCAGACCACCGGUUUGGGAGAAGAGAUGAAUGGUUUCCUGAACGUUACCAAAUUGAACGGAAGGGUAUACUUUGGAUCAGCAGUGAAGAACUCACCUCUAAACGCUGAGUAUGUCUCAACUGUGUACCACAAUCCAUAUAACCUCUCUAUAAUCCAGAUUAGCAUGCCAAUCGUGGCUCCUGGACUCAGCCUUGCAGUUAACCCACCUCCACCACCACCCGUUCCUAUAGUUCCAUCUCCAUCUCCCAUGGAUGCUUCAAUGGUUCCUGCUCCAUCUCCCAUGAAUGCUACAACAACAGCUCCAGGACCAGCUGAUGCUGACAAUUCCUCAGAUACUGUUGUCCCAAAAACUACACCUACAGCAGACACACCGGAGGCUGAUUCUCCUGCUCCUGCUCCAAGCGCAGAUAAUGAGAAGAUUGAAGCUGCUGAUAAGGCUGGACCAUCUUCUUCUGCUUUUAAGUCUGGUUCCAGGUUUGAUGUAAUUCUCCUGCUAGCAUUUUUCUCUAGCUUUGCUGGGUUCUAAGAUGGCUGACGUGGGUUGAAGACAAUAAUGGUAGGUGAGGUUCAAAACAAUUUUUCCGUAGCAUUUAAAACAAGAAAAGAGACACGACCAUUGGAAGUGAAAACCUAAGUGUAAUGAACUUUCUACUUUUCAUGCAUUGUAGUUAUCAGCCAUUUUGAAUGCAAAUGUGAUGUUUGCUCUAUUGAUUUUGUAA